This is a messenger RNA of Galendromus occidentalis (western predatory mite), 1066 nucleotides long. Its product is annotated as delta-sarcoglycan. Lineage: Eukaryota; Metazoa; Arthropoda; Arachnida; Mesostigmata; Phytoseiidae. Gene Ontology annotation, cellular component: sarcoglycan complex; membrane. The record is from RefSeq and is a predicted model, not a curated record. The transcript is spliced from 6 exons. The coding region runs from base 104 to 1066 and encodes 320 amino acids.
GAGCUUCGUGAACGAGCAUCGUUAUCCCCGAUCUCCGCCAGGCCGAACUUCCCUAGUUUAGGAUAGCUGUGUCAAGUUCGCGAUUUCGUGGGUCGUGUCGACAAUGACCGAAACCUCCAAAAUGAGCCAAGCGAGUGAUGCAGUGCAUCACUUACUCGUCGUUCAUCAAGACCAUGCCGGACAAAGCAUGACGGUCCCUGCGAGAACCUCAACGAUUUACGCACGAGAUCCUCGAGCCUUCAUGAAUCUCAAAAUCGGGGUUACAGGGAUUCGCAAGAAGUAUCUCUUCAUUCUUCUUAUCAGCCUGUGUUGGCUUGUUUCGAUCAAUAUCUUGAUGACGUUUUUGAUAUCGAAAGCGGUUAGAUUUUCCUUCCACGGAAUGGGAUCAUUGAAUGUGAACGACAAGUCUCUCCGAAGCGACAACGCGGUAAAUUUUCUCAAUGGACUCGCAGUGAGGAGCAUACAUUCCCGUCUGGAGAGCCCCCUUUUCGUACAUUCGGCCGCGAACAUCACGCUCGCAUCGAAGGGUACGAUUCCUCGAUUCCCGUCUUCCUUCAUGACGAUCGCUCCGAGACACCUUGGUGUAAUGGCUGAUACUUUCACCGUACACAACACGGACGGCAAGCAGAUUUUCCAUGCUACGGGGGAGCAUUCGAGGAUAUCAGCUCACACAUUGAAGAUCAAAGGCUCAGGCGGCAUUCGCGUUCAAGGUGCGGUCCAGAGUUCUGCUCUGAGGAAUCGAGAUGGUCUCCGCGUGGAGAGUUCUACUCGUAAGCUCCUGGUGUCGGGUCCUGAAGGAGUGAGCUUAGGAUCGACGAGUGGAAGUAUAUUCUUCGAGUCGUACGGAAACAUGACGCUCACAUCGGCUCGGGGAAAGAUCACCUUCUCCGCGAGCGCAGUCAUCAUGGACAACAUCAGAAGCCCGAUUCCGUCGAAAUCAGGAACGCCAUACAGCGGUAUCUACCAGCUGUGUAUAUGUGCUACCGGAACCCUGUUCCUCGCCUCGCCAGCGGCGACUUGCCGUACAGACGCUCAUGUGUGCGGAGUAACCUCGGUUCCUCUGUGA